This is a messenger RNA of Prorocentrum cordatum, 1287 nucleotides long. The record is from the annotation of a GenBank genome assembly. Lineage: Eukaryota; Dinophyceae; Prorocentrales; Prorocentraceae.
AUGCCCGUGCGCCUGUCUUGGAGGAGCGGUCGCGAGGAGCGGCGCUCCAGGCACUGGCAGGAUCGGAGGGCCCAGUCGCAGCCAGUGCUCGAGCUGGCCUACGCGCCGCGGUUCCGCCACUUCGAGUUCGUCCGCAGGGGUCCGGACACCGACUUCCUCCUGAACCCCGACGCCAGCCCGACAGAGGCCAGCGGCGGCCACCCCUUCCACGUGGUGUGCAUGGUCUCGUACUCCGUGUCGUCCGACCUCUCGCACUCCCAGUCGCCGAAGGCAAAAACCAUCCAGGAACAGAUCAUGGACGGCGGUGCGGACCCCAGCAUGCUGUCUUGGGAGGAGAGGCAGAAAAAGCUGGUGCGGCAGCUCAAGAUGUACAAUGCCGAUGUCAUCUGCCUCCAGGGCGUCCAGUCCGUUGGCUUUAAAGAGCGCAACAGCGAAGCGGAUCCGGAGUGGUUCACUUGCGACGACGAGCCGGCAAACAACCAUUUGGUGCACCUUUACCGGGACAUGAGCAAGGCGAACUAUGGUCUCGUCUUCGCUCCAGUCCUGCAGAUGCCGUCGAGUUCCGCCCUCUGCCUCGGCAACGCGAUCCUGUGGAAGCGCAACCGGUGGCACAUGGACGCCUUCUCGAGCAUUUUCCGGACCGCCGUGGUCGCGGUGCUGAAAUCGAAGGUUGGCGGCCCGCCGUUGGCCGCUUGCAGUUACAAGCCGCCAGACGUGUGGGCGCAGGACUUCCGAUUGGGGCGAGCGCAUCCCGGCCUCCGAGCUGCUCCUGCCCGCGGCGCGCGCGCAGGACGCCCUGGCCGCGGCGGCGGCCGAGCACGGCGCCAGGGCGCUGUGGUGCGGGGACUUCGCCCUGGAGCCCCGCGAGCUUGUGCCGCAGCUCUCGGCGGCCGCGGCGUCCGCCGGCGGCGGGGCGCCCGCCUGGCGCAGCGCGUGCCAGUCGGUGAUGGGCUCGAGCCCCUGGACCUCGACCGUGAAGCACUCCGAGGGGAAGGCCACGGACCUCAUCCUGCACGACCGGGGCCUCCACGCGCUCGCGGCGCUGGGCGGGCUGAGGCCAUGGGCAUGCUCGAGUUCCUGAGGGCGGGGAACCCCUCAGACCACCUGCUCCAGGUCGCCGCGUUCUCCAGCGCGAGCGGGGGCGACCAUGCCGCGAAGGAGGGCGGCAACGCCGUGCCGGAGGGCCGCGGCCGCGCGGCGCGGGGGCCGCCCGGCUGGGCGCCAGCCGGCGGCGGCAGCUCUGGGCCUGGCCGGCGUCAGCCUCGCCACGGGCACGGCUUCCAGUGA